AUGGAAGGUUUAUCACGUUUACCCGGAAACACAUUUUCUGAUCCAACUCAAACUAACCAUCAUGUUAGUCACACACUCGAAAUCAAAAAUGGACAUCGAAUUGCGAAGUGGCCUGAAGUUGGUUUGGGUGGUGCACGAAUUAAUUAUAAUCGUAUGGGAGAAGAUGAAGCAGAACUUCUUCGGAAUUAUCGUCCCGAGUUAGUCUACGGCAAAGUUGUUGUUCAACAUCCUGAUAAUUUCGUUCCAGCUGUGUUAGCAUAUGAUAAAAAAGUUCUUCGUUUCUUCGGGUACUUUAAACAAUCGAUUCCUGAGAGUCCAAAUGAAUACUAUCGUGUCCGACCAGUUAAAAUCUUCUAUUACCUAGAAGAUGAUAGUUUAGAAGUGUUCGAAGAAGUUCAAGAAAACAGUGGUAUUCCUCAAGGCAAACUGAUCCGUCGUCAUCGUUUUCCCAAGAAUGAUCACGGUGAAACGUACAACUUUCGCGAUUUGAAUCUUGGACAGAAUUUAGCAAUCUAUGGCAAAGUAUUUCGCAUUUGUGACUGUGAUCCAUUUACUCGGGAAUGGCUGGAAAGUGAAGGUGUUCACGUCAAUCAACCUGAAAUGAUUCCACGCGAUCCAUAUUUAACAAAACGUAACCAAGCAGCUGAAUUAAAAUCGUCUAGAACCAAAAAUGAUUUUGAUAAAUUGAAACAAUUCGUUGAAAUGGAUCGGAAAGUUCUUCGAUUCUAUGCCAUUUGGGAUGAUCGAUCACGAAUGUUCGGAGACAAGCGAGAAUUCAUCAUUCAGUAUUAUUUAGUAAAUGACACGAUGGAAGUACGCGAAGUUCAUCCGAUCAAUGAUGGACGAGACCCAUUUCCUAUUUUAAUUAAUCGACACAAGAUACCAAAGGAUCGUUAUAAUGUUAAAGGUACUUUCCCACAUGUCUUUCUCGAAUUAAGUGAUACGGAAGUAAAAGAUUAUUUGAAACCAUCGGAUCUAAUGGUUGGAAGAACUGUGACUAUAUAUGGUCGAGAUUUUUUUAUCUAUGACUGUGAUACAUUUACCAAAACUUUCUAUACGAAAAACUUUGGCAUUAGCGAUUUCGGACCGGUCGAUGUGCAUCCGCCACCAGAAGAAGACGCUAAAAUGGAAAUUCCACCUUAUAAUGGAUUUGGUUCAUUGGAAGAUUCGAUACAAAACUGUUUGAAACUUCAACCAGACCGGCCGAAGAAAGAUUAUGUAAAACUGAUGGAGAAUGAACAUCACGUACUUCGCUAUGAAGCAGUUUUGGAUAGUCCACGUGAGAUUGAUAAAUUACGUAAAUUUGUCAUUAAUUAUCGUCUUGGUGAUGACACAAUCAGCAUUUUUGAACCACCUCAACGCAAUAGUGGCAUUAUUGGCGGCCGAUUUCUCGAACGAACACGUGUAUCAAAGCCAAAUUCGACGCCUGCUAAUCCUCAAUACUAUGGCCCAUCCGAUUUUUAUAUUGGUGCAACUGUCGAAGUAUUUCGUCAGCGUUUUAUUAUUCGUUCGGCUGAUUUAUUCGUUUUGAAAUAUGCCGAAGAACAUCCUGAACAAUUCACUCCGUCUGUCAUCGAUUCCUUACGGCAGCAUUUGAGCGAUCAAGGUGGACGACCUGAUGCUCAUCUCGCGACUAACAUACAAGUUCAACGUAAACCGGGUGAUUUCAUUGGUUUAUAUGCAGAAAUUCGUAGUAAAUUGAAAGGAAUGCGUAUCACUGAUCGUUCACAAAUUCGUGAAAUGUUUUUACGCUACGAUAAAGAUCGUAAUGGAUUCAUUGCACGAGAGAAUAUUCCAGAUAUCUUUCGACAGAUUAAUCUUCCGAUUGAAAAUGAUUUAAUUGAUGCGAUGAUGGCAGAGUGUGCGACCAAUGAACAAGGAAAAAUCAAUUUGUAUGACUUUCUACGAUUUUUUGAAGGUUGA
Messenger RNA from Adineta ricciae, 1923 nucleotides. The record is from the annotation of a GenBank genome assembly. Lineage: Eukaryota; Metazoa; Rotifera; Eurotatoria; Adinetida; Adinetidae.